AUGGCCCGAUCACAAGCCCAGGACGUCAUUCGAUGUCAAUACUGUGAGGACGAGCCCGCUGUCUUCCACUGUGUUCCGUGUGGAGAUGAACUCUGUCCUCGAUGUAAAGUCUUCCAUCUUAAAAGUAAAGUUCCUUCUGGACACAACAUCGUCCCUCUGUCUGAGAGACUUCAUCCAACCAAUCAGAUCAAAAUGUGUGAAGUCCACGUAUCUAAAGCUUACGAGGCUUGCUGUGAAGAUUGCCAAGUUCCGGUCUGUAUUAUGUGCAUUCAGGAAGUACACGGAAAACACGCCAUCGGGAAGAUACAAGAUCUACUCGAAAAACAGAAGACUGAAACCGAAAACGAAUUGUCUAAAAUGAAGACACAAUAUAAGUCUGAAAUUAUUCAAAGAAUAAAAGAUUUCAAAAAUGGAGAAAGGGAUAUAAAGGCAGGCCAUCAAAAUAUAAGAGAGAACAUGAAGAAACAAGCUCAGGAUUUUAUAUAUCAUAACAGCGCCAUUUUGAAAGAAGCCUUGAAUGAAUCCACGAAAGACGAAAGAGAAAAAUUGAUUGAAAUAUCGCAAUACAGAGCAGAAGCAGAAAAAUUUGAAGAAAACUUGGAUCAAUUGAUUGAGAAAUUUGAAACUUUUACGGAAUCAAGUCAUCCGGUCGGCCUUGUAUUGUACCGAAAGAAAAAUCCUGACAUAUUCAAGAGAUUGAAAUUACCAGACGAAAUAAAUUUCACAAUGCCUUCAUUUACAAUCGGUCAGAUGAACAAAACUCAAAAUGAGCAUCAGUUUGGUCAGUUCAUCAGAGGUCAUAUCAGACGUCUUAGAAUAGGAGAUGAUAGCUUGAAAGUUAAACAUCCAACCGGGUCUGCAAGCGUUAAACCAUCUACAACAACAGUACUAGGACGUUCAGUAAAGAUAAGCGAAACAAAAACCCAAAAGAGAGUGUUAUAUCACGUGAGUUGUCGUGAUGACAGAUCAGCGUACAUCAGUGGUAACGGUCGUGGAAUACUACUGAUAGACAGGUGGGGGAUAGAGCUGGAUAACAUCAAUACUGACAGAGAUCCAUCUGGUCUGGCUGUGAUGCAGGACGGAAGUCUCAUUUACUCUGACCAAAGACAUAAGUUAAUCUAUAGAGUAUCACUCAAUAAAGUAAAAACAAAGCUUAUAAAUACUGAGCGUGAUCCUAAAGGGCUGUGUUGUAUAAGGUCGGGUGAUAUCCUGGUCUGCAUGGGUUACAAAGAUACAGCAAAAGUAGUCAAGUACAGUAGCAGUGGGAGGAGGAUACAGGAAUUCCAGACAGGCCAGAACGGGGAUAGACUUUUUAUUUAUCCAUGUUUUGUCUGUGAGAAUAUCAAUGACGAUAUCUGUGUUUCUGAUUCAAGCAGUAAAGUGGUUGUACUUACCAAGUCUGGAAGUCUUCGGUUUACGUAUCACGGGAACGCCCUAGCUAGGAGGUCAAAAGGCAGCUUUGAUUCGCGUGGUGUAGCCACUGACAGUCUGGGUCACAUCAUUAUUGCAGAUAACGCCAAUAAAGCCGUACACCUGAUCAACCAGGAUGGGGACCUUCUCUCACUCAUUCUAACAGAGAACGAUGGGAUAUCACGACCAUAUGGGAUCUCGAUGGACACUCAGGACAACCUGUUGCUGGUAGAACAAGACAAAGCCUGUGUCAAAGUUUUUCAUUAUAAUGACAGAUCAGCAUACAGGUCAGGUCCCAGAUCAAGUCCUGGGAUACGACUGAUAGACAGGUCAGGGACAGAGUUGGAUAACAUUAGUACCGACGAAGAACCUCAUGGUCUUGCUGUGAUGAGGGACGGAGGUCUGAUUUAUUCUGACUACAACAAUAAAGUUAUCUAUAGAGUGUCACUCAAUAAACAGACAACAAGACUUAUAAACACAGAGUCUGGUCCUGGAGGACUGUGUUGUACCAGCAGGUCAGAUGAUAUACUG
Messenger RNA from Saccostrea cuccullata (small rock oyster), 1941 nucleotides. RefSeq names its product E3 ubiquitin-protein ligase TRIM71-like. NCBI's taxonomy places the organism in Eukaryota, Metazoa, Mollusca, Bivalvia, Ostreida, Ostreidae. Gene Ontology annotation, molecular function: ubiquitin protein ligase activity; protein binding; zinc ion binding. The transcript is spliced from 2 exons. The annotation marks the transcript as partial. The record is from RefSeq and is a predicted model, not a curated record.